Molecule: messenger RNA, 2379 nt
Organism: Salvelinus sp. IW2-2015
Lineage: Eukaryota; Metazoa; Chordata; Actinopteri; Salmoniformes; Salmonidae
Gene: elovl6l
Product: ELOVL family member 6, elongation of long chain fatty acids like
Biological process (GO): sphingolipid biosynthetic process; fatty acid elongation, monounsaturated fatty acid; fatty acid elongation, saturated fatty acid
Cellular component (GO): endoplasmic reticulum membrane; endoplasmic reticulum
Molecular function (GO): fatty acid elongase activity
Source: RefSeq, a predicted model, not a curated record
UUUGCGCGUAAAUGAAAUCAGGUGUGAGUAGAGUAGUGGUGGAGAGGACGCAUGUGUGCGUUUAUGAUUAAUCUAACAUUAGUCUAGGUAGCCUCCUAUCUACUGGGAUUUUAAAUCACAGAGAAUAAAUUAUACAUAGCUUAGUUAGAGAGAGCAAGAUCGAAAAUGAAUGAGACGGAAUAUCAUCAAGUGCCACUUUCUCAAUAUAGUUUCGAGCAGCAAUUUGACGAGCGAGGCGCUAUCGAAUGGAUGCAAGAAAACUGGAGCAAGGCCUUUGUGUUCUGUGGCCUAUAUGCAGCGCUGGUCUUUGGAGGCCAACAUUUCAUGAAGGAGAGGCCUAAACUCAGUCUGCGCAGACCACUGGUGCUGUGGUCACUCAGCCUGGCCAUCUUCAGUAUCAUUGGAGCAAUUCGAACAGGAUGGUACAUGCUGUAUAUCCUCUCAACCAGCGGUUUCAGACAGUCUAUAUGUGACCAGAGCUUCUACAACGGACCAGUGAGCAAGUUCUGGGCCUAUGCUUUUGUCCUGAGCAAAGCCCCUGAACUGGGUGACACGGCAUUCAUUGUGCUCCGUAAGCAGCGGCUGAUCUUCCUGCACUGGUACCACCACAUUACCGUGCUGCUCUACUCCUGGUACUCCUACAAGGAUCAGGUGGCUGGAGGCGGCUGGUUCAUGACCAUGAACUACUCUGUUCACGCACUCAUGUAUAGCUACUACGCAGUGCGGGCAGCCGGCUACCGGGUGCCACGCCCCUUUGCCGUGGUCAUCACCACCUUCCAGAUCGCUCAGAUGGCCAUGGGGCUGACGGUCAGUUGGCUGGUCUACCACUGGAUGCAGGAGGGGGACUGCCACUCCUACCUGAACAACAUUGUGUGGAGCUCCCUCAUGUACCUCAGCUACCUGCUCCUCUUCUCCUCCUUCUUCUACCAGACCUACAUGAAAGGCAAAGGUGGCAAGAGCUCCAAGAUGGACUAAAUUGUGGGGGGAGGGAUUGCUACGUUGCCUGACGGGGACCAUUUUUAAGCUUUUCGCGACAAUAGCAGCGAUAAGUCUGUCCAUUCCCUAUAAACCUUAUGCCAUUAGUUUACCAGCAGUGAACUAUUUUUCUGAACCUGUCAAGUGACCUCCACUGUCUGAAGUGUUUACAGAAAUGUUUUCGUGAAGAUGUUGCUCUUUCUAUCAUAGUUCCGAUCUGUGCUUUUCAAAAGGCACAUGUAAUGGCACCCCCUGCGACUUUCUGUUCAGACUGGUGCGACUGGUUUUCAUACACACUUUCAUGGUGCUCUUCUGAGCUUGUCAAUGGACCAAAACAGGGCUGGCAGCUGGUACGCCCAUACCCAACCCCAAUAUUUGGCAUUUCUCAUUACCUUGGAUUAGUCAACACCAGCAUAUUUCACUGUGACUGUCUCUUAGGUGUGGGUGUGGGCCUUCGGUUUCUCUGAACUGGUUUCCAAAACUCAUCCUGUGAGAUAUUUGGUCACUUUAAAUGGUGGUGUAGUUGUGUUCCAACUCAAAGGAAUCUUCCUGAAAGCAGCUACUUGUCGGGUGUUCGUAUAAAUGUAUUUAUUUAUUUAUUUGAUCAUAUGAUGGCAGCUGGAAUAGUGCCGGAAAAGUCAAACUUUCUCAUGGUCUCUCACUGCACAAUUAUUCGUUUUUUGCACCAGAGAUGAGUAGUUUAUUUUCGUGCUCUUAGGAUGCAAGCAAUGCCAUGUUGCUUUUUUCUGAUGCAUCACAGGAGUGGUUUUUGGUUUCACUGUCACUUUCUGGUGAGAAUGCUGUGUAUCCUGAAUGGAAUUCCUAACUAAAAGAAAAGCCUGUUCUGCUGUGAAAAUGUCAGGUAUUUUUGGCCCACCUCAAUCUAAAAUAGUUUUUUUAGAAAGGGAAUGUUUUGAGCUUUGUUUUAAGUAGCUGGAAACCGACUUGGUAUCUUGACAUGCCUAACUUUAUUUGUUGUCUUGCUGAUAAUUCAGUUCUGUUUAUUUAAUGAAGAAUAUUUAUUGAUAUUUACAGGUUAAAGGGAGUAUGACUAUUUUGUUCCGGGGGGGGGGACAGAGGAAGAUACUUUUAUUAUGCUCAGUGGUAAACACCAUUUUCACUCUACCUAAACUUGCCAGUGGAAUUUGAAUGCGAUGUUUACAUUUUGUUAAAAUUUGCAGCAGAAAAAGCUAAAUGUAUUUUAAGAUGUGCCAAAUGAUGCUGAACAACCCUAUGUCAAGAUUAUCUGUAUGUAUUGCCAUAUUGAGCAGAUGGCCAUCAGCCGACGUGAUCCUGAGCCGACGUGUUUGACAUGACAUGUACUACGUGUUAUAAAUGAAAACGGACAUACUAAGGCCUUAUAUUUGAAAUGUACUAUAAUAAAGCAGUCUCUUUUGAAACCUG